Messenger RNA from Tupaia belangeri chinensis (Chinese tree shrew), 4054 nucleotides. It is a transcript of the gene AQP2, whose product is annotated as aquaporin 2. Bases 93 to 908 code for a protein of 271 amino acids. Gene Ontology annotation, biological process: transmembrane transport; water transport. Gene Ontology annotation, molecular function: water channel activity. Gene Ontology annotation, cellular component: apical plasma membrane; plasma membrane. NCBI's taxonomy places the organism in Eukaryota, Metazoa, Chordata, Mammalia, Scandentia, Tupaiidae. The transcript has 5 exons. The record is from RefSeq and is a predicted model, not a curated record.
CCCCAGAGGCCCUGAGAGAGAGAAGGAGAGAGAGCGAGAGCACCACAGCCUCCAGCCCUGAGCCGGCUGGCCGGCCCACGAGGGCCCACAGCAUGUGGGAGCUCCGGUCCAUAGCCUUCUCCCGGGCCGUGUUCGCCGAGUUCCUGGCCACACUCCUCUUUGUCUUCUUUGGUCUUGGCUCGGCCCUCAAGUGGCCACAGGCCCUGCCCUCUGGGCUGCAGAUUGCAAUGGCAUUUGGCCUGGGGAUUGGCACACUGGUGCAGACUCUAGGCCACGUCAGUGGGGCCCACAUCAAUCCUGCGGUGACAGUGGCCUUCCUGGUGGGCUGCCACGUCUCCUUUCUCCGAGCUGCCUUCUAUGUAGCUGCCCAGCUACUGGGCGCCGUGGCGGGGGCUGCUUUGCUCCAUGAGAUCACGCCACAGGACAUCCGUGGGGACCUGGCCGUCAAUGCUCUCAACAACAACACGACAGCUGGCCAGGGUGUGACUGUGGAGCUCUUCCUGACCCUGCAGCUGGUGCUCUGCAUCUUCGCCUCCACCGAUGAGCGCCGUGGAGACAACCUGGGCACUCCUGCCCUCUCUAUCGGCUUCUCUGUGGCCCUGGGCCACCUCCUUGGGAUCCACUACACCGCCUGCUCCAUGAACCCUGCCCGCUCCUUGGCACCCGCCAUCGUCACCGGCAAGUUUGAUGACCACUGGGUCUUCUGGAUCGGACCCCUGGUGGGUGCCAUCCUGGGCUCCUUGCUCUACAACUACGUGCUGUUCUGCCCAGCCAAGAGCCUGUCCGAGCGCCUGGCGGUGCUGAAGGGCCAGGAGCCGGACGCUGACUGGGAGGAGCGCGAGGUGCGGCGGGGGCAGUCGGUGGAGCUGCACUCGCCGCAGAGCCUGCCUAGGGGCAGCAAGGCCUGAGCGCCGCUCGGCCCUCCACCGCCCCGGACCACGCGCCUGUGGGGAACCCGCCACCCUCGCCCGGUCGGGCCGGCCCGAGGCGGAAGGGCCCACUCGGUCCCCUCUCUCCCCCGACUCCUAAGUUGGCCCCCAGUGCAGAGAAGCUGCUUCCAGCACUGCUCAGCCCACGCCAGCGCUGUGAGCCGAGGGCGGCGGGCGGGGUAGCCGAGUGCCCGGCCGAUGCCCUGCCCUGAGGCUGUUGGCAGCGAGUGUUGACCCUCUGACCCCUUGCUGGGGAGUUGGAGACCAAGCUGAGGUGGGGAGCAGGAUUGCGGGAAGAGGAAAGCUCUGGAGAGCCUGCGCCCAGGUUCGGGGCUGGAGUGAGCAGACCCCGCCCCCAGGGCACGCUGGUGUUGGAGUGUGUGUUCGUUCCAGAGUGCCUCUGUUCUCAAGUGCAGAGCCGUGCACGUCUGAGUGUCAACAGGCGUGCCUAUGGUGGUGCAAGUGGCUCACAUUCCCUUUGAGCCCCUCCACCCACCUGCAAUAAAUCCACCUGCCGCCUUCCGGAGGAGUGCUCCCUGGGAGUCAUCCCGGGAAGAGGAAGGGGAGCAUCAGAAGGCCACUUUGGAAGAGCUGAAGGGAGGGUCCUGAUUUCCAACUUCUCCCCAGCCCCGCCUGGAAAAUUCCCUAAGCUGUGGCACUGGGACCUGAGACUUGCCAGGACCCAUUGCUGGGUGCAGAGACGUGUCAACCAAACAAAAACUCCCCUAGAAAUGGCCUCUGGAGGAAAAGAGGACUGGUGCCCUGAAAGAGGACCUCUGCAGAGGGGGAAUCAGGCAUGUGUGUAUGUGCAUAAGACCCCCUUGGAGGGGGGCAGACCCAAAGAUUAGCCUCUGAUUCCGCAGGGAAAACAAAAGCCUUUUGUGGGCCCCUGGCCUUUGUCUUGGGAAAGGGGGAGAUUUGCAACUAGACACUUCUGAAAGGAGACACUUGGUUUCGCAAGUGCGCCUUCUCACCCAGCACACACCUAUGGCUGGCUGGGCAAGGCACUCAGGCUCGAAACCACGGGCACCAGGCAACACCCCUCCAUCACCCAUCCUGCCCUCACCUCCUGCCUCAGGCAGCAGGCCCUCCUCCCCAGGAAUGUCUGUCCCCCGCUCUCUUUCCCCAGCCUAUGCUCCCCCCACGCCUUCUGGCUCUCACCAAUGGCCAGUUGUUAUGAGCAGAGCCGCCUGCUGUUCUUGGGACCAGGAAAAUGACUUGUCCAGGCAGAGCCAGGUCCACUCUAGAACCCCAGUUUCUAAAUCUCCAGGCCAGAGCCUUCUCAAAUGAGAUUAAAAGGGAUUAAGUGAGAUGAUGCAUGUAAAGAUGCUGUGUGAACUGUAAUUCUUAAUACCAUCAUCAUGCAUUAUUAGGAUCGUUUCAUUAUUUCAGCUUCCCGGGGGAAGAAUGCAGAAGGCGCCUGACCCUCAGCUUCUUUUACUUCCUUUAGUUGGUGAUCAAAGCAAAAGAGGGUCAGUCCCAGGCACCCCAAGGCCCAGGUGAAGGAGGUGGGUUUGGGGCUGGCCUCAGCCUGGUCCGGCCUCUUAACCUGUCCUUACCCUGAGCGUGUGCAGGCUGUCCUCCCGCCUCAUUCUCCCCACCACCCAGACUCAUCCAUCUCCUUCCCUCUCUAUCCUGCAGCACAACUAACUUAAGAAUCGCAUCUUGAGUGCCUUCUUGACCUUCUCUGUCAUCAUCCCCGGCUCCCAAGGCUUCCGUGUCUAUCCUACCCUGUACCCAGUGCCCACUGUGUACCAGGCACCAUCUCUAGCCUCCUCCUCCUUUCCAUGGCUUUCAAAGAUGGGCUGUCUAUAAGGAGCAGCUCUGGAAUUAUGUCCUCUCUCAUCUAUGCUCUGUUCUGUCUGCUUUGACCAAAGCUCUCUUUGGGGUCAGAAAGAGCAGCCCUGGACCAAAGGUGCAAUGAAGAGGACUCUCGCUGAGAGUCACAGCUAAUGACAGCCACCUGGCCUCACUGCUAAGGAAGAGCUGGAGUCAGAACCAAGGUGACCUCCAGGGCUGUCCUCCUGGGAGCUGAGUGUCCUUGCUCUGAAGUUCAAAGGCAGCAAAGUACUGAGCCGUGAGCCCAGCCUGGAUGUGCCCUAGGCACAUUAUCCCUACCCUGCCUCAUCCCAACGAAGUUCUAGAGGUGCCAAGAAUGUGUUUGUGUGUCUGUUUCACUUGCUGGAUUGCACCUCUCCAGAUACUGUAUGUGAGAUCCCCACCACUUCCAGCCCCAUGGCUGUGAUUGGGGCAGUUGAAGCAGGAUCCCCGGUGGUGGGGAUGGCAACAGCUGAACCUCUCUUGUGUACCAGUUACCGGCCCUUACAUGCAUUCGCUCAUCUAAUCCUCCCCAAACUACGGACAGGUCAAGCAAUGUCAACGACCCCAGUUAUGCAAGGUUUUACUAUGCCCAAAGCACCCCCUUAUCAUUUCCUAUGAUUAACUCCCAACCCUCUGAGAUAGGCAGAGCAAUGCUAUUCUCUCCAUUUUAUAGAUUUAGAAACCAAAGCUGAGUCUAAAGUCAGCUAGUACGUGGUAGAGCCAAGACUUGAGCUUCUUGGGCAAAAACUCCAUGAUCUUUCCACAGAAGCAAGUCCUAGGCUCCUUUUGGGAGCUCCUAGCAGAAACAGAACAUAGGGUUGGGCCUGUCCAGCCUAGCCUACUGUCCUGUGGUGGGCAUGGGACCUUGGACAGGGUACCAGCAGGGUAGGGAAGAACUUAGAAGGGACACAUGGCUGGUUUCUGUCCUUAAAGACCAUAUAGAAGAGAGAGGAGUCAGACAUGCACCAGUCCGGACAGAGAAAGGACAACAUGGAGGCUGGUGGACAGACCUCCAGAUCCCCAGGAUGGGGAGAGAGAAGGAAGGCUCUGAGCUGAGAGAAAGACAUGGUUGACCACUGAUCCCAGAAGCAUCUGUCCCUACGUGUGCCAUGACUUUUCACUUGCAAAUGUUGCUCUGAUGUUGUUUGUAUCUUUAAGCUGUGAUUUGGUCUAUAUGCAAUGCCUUUCAGCUAGACUAAGCCCUUUGGGUAGGGCUCCCUCCAGUCCUUGAAUGGCCUUCUACCUACCUUCCCUCAUUCGUCUGUCUAGCAGAUAGUAAGUACUCAAUAAAUGCUCAUUUGCCA